This is a messenger RNA of Aspergillus sclerotioniger CBS 115572, 1514 nucleotides long. RefSeq names its product KRR1 small subunit processome component. Bases 55 to 1146 code for a protein of 363 amino acids. Lineage: Eukaryota; Fungi; Ascomycota; Eurotiomycetes; Eurotiales; Aspergillaceae. Gene Ontology annotation, molecular function: RNA binding. Gene Ontology annotation, cellular component: nucleolus; small-subunit processome. The transcript has 3 exons. The record is from RefSeq and is a predicted model, not a curated record.
CUCACAGACUCCUCAUCACCGUCGCAGAUCAGCAGAGCCACCCCUGGACUCAACAUGCCUUCCACCUACAAGAGGGACAAGCCGUGGGACACGGACGACAUUGACAAGUGGAAGAUCGAUCCCUUCAAAGCCGACGACAAUGUCGCCGGUAGUUUCGCCGAGGAAUCCUCCUUCGCUACUCUCUUCCCCAAGUACCGUGAAGUCUACCUGAAGGAGGCAUGGCCCGUCGUGACGAGAGCCCUCGAGAAGUUCGGAAUCGCCUGCACUCUCGAUUUGGUCGAGGGUAGCAUGACGGUCAAGACGACCCGGAAGACGUUCGAUCCUGCUGCGAUUCUCAAGGCCCGCGAUCUGAUCAAGCUGUUGUCGAGAAGUGUGCCGGUCCAACAGGCCCUUAAAAUCCUCGAAGACGACAUCGCAUGCGACAUCAUCAAGAUCCGCAACCAAGUCCGCAACAAGGAGCGCUUCGUCAAGCGUCGUCAACGUAUUCUCGGCCCCAACGGUUCCACCCUCAAAGCCCUCGAGCUUCUGACCAGCACCUACAUCCUGGUGCAGGGAAACACCGUGGCGGCGAUGGGUCCCUUCAAGGGACUCAAGGAAGUCCGUCGUAUCAUUGACGACUGCAUGGCCAACAUCCACCCGAUCUACCACAUCAAGGAACUCAUGAUCAAGCGCGAACUGGCCAAGGACCCGACCCUGGCCACCGAAUCCUGGGACCGGUUCCUACCUAACUUCAAGAAGCGCACCCUGUCCAAGCGUCGCGUCCCGUUCAAGAUUACCGACAAGACGAAGAAGGUCUACACUCCUUUCCCGCCGGCGCCCGAGAAGAGCAAGGUGGAUCUGCAGAUCGAGUCCGGCGAGUACUUCCUGUCCAAGGAAGCCAAGGAUCGCGCGCAGAAGGAGGAGGUGAUGGAGAGACAGCGGGUCAAGCGCGAGGAGAAGAUGAAGGAGCGCGAGAAGGCAUUCGUCCCGCCCGAGGAGGUCGACGCAGCGGAGAAGAAGGAAAAGUCCAAGAAGGAGAAGAAGGACAAGAAGAAGCGCAAGCGGGACUCCGAGGCCGCGGAUGUCGACGACUCCGCCGAGCGGAAAGAAAAGAAGAAGAAGAAGAAGUCCAAGUCGAAAGAGGAUGCGUCGGAUGGAGAGGCGUGAAGCGCUUUAUCUCUGCGCUCCCACCUCUCCUUGUCUCCUUCUUUCCUCUUCUUCACUUUCUGUUCUCUCUUACGUCGUUGCUUCGGGUUACCCUUCGUGAAUACUUUCGAGAUAAGGCGCUUAGGCAUAGCAUGGGCUGGAGUUUUCUUGUCUCUUUUUGUUCUUCCCCACAUCUCACUCCCUUCUGUAUCUAUCCGGAGGGAGAGAAGAAAAAAAAAGCCUGUAUUGAGUGGGUCUGGCCCUGUAUACUUUAUACUUAUUGUGGAAAGCCAUUGGUCUUACUAACUGGCUGAUUGGAUAUGGUAUGAGAUUAAGAUCAAAUAGAUAUGAUUGUCUUUUGCCGUUGACUCACCCAAUCUGCCAAAGCC